This is a messenger RNA of Paramecium pentaurelia, 1173 nucleotides long. Lineage: Eukaryota; Ciliophora; Oligohymenophorea; Peniculida; Parameciidae. The record is from the annotation of a GenBank genome assembly.
AUGAGUAAAAUAUGUUAAAAGCAUAAAAAAUUCGAGGAAAAAUUUAUCUGCAUUCACAAAACAAGACUACAAAAAGAAGGUAACAAAUUUUCGUGCAUCAAAUGUUUAAACUGGAAAAAAUCAGACGAUUACUUAAAAUGUAUUGAGGAUGUUGAAGAAGAGGCAAAAUAAAAUGUAGCCAAAUAUGUAGAAAUGUAAAGCAAAAUAAUAAAUUCUAAUAAUGAAAUGAAGUAAAAAUAUCUUCAAUCAUUAACAGAGCUUUGUCAGAAGAUAAAUCAAUAUUUUGAAAAUUAGUAAAAGUCCAUUACUUCCUUAGUUGAACAAUAAAAUCAAAUAUUAACACAAAACAUCAACUAAGCUAAUUCACUUUUAAAUGAACGAUCUGUUUUGGAUUCUCAAUCCUUAGAUAAUUUUAUUAUUUUUACUACUUUAAAUGAAGCAAAUUAACAAAUUAUUGAAAAUAAAUACGUUUCUAUAAAUAAAUGUUUAGAAAAAUAAUUCAAUUAUGAAUUUGCUGAAAUCUAAUGUAAAGUAAACUAAUUAAUAAACAUGGAAUUUAAAUUUGGUAAUAUUCCAAAAUAUGAAGUUGAAUAAUUCAGAAUUAUAACUGCUGAUAAAAAAAAACUUUAAUUUCCGUAUUGCUAAGAUCAUUAAAUGUAAAAAACUUGUAUUUGUACACAUGAAGAUUGUUGUAAAGAGCAACAAUAAGAUUAUUUUUGUAUUAGUUGUGCUAUGAGUAAUCAUGAUUCACAUCUUAAAGGUAAUUUUAUAAAAACUGUAAAAAAAAUAAAGACUGAGCAGAAUGAAAAGCUGAAAAUCAUUAAAGAAUAAUAUGAAAUGCUUAAAUAAGAAGUUGAAAACAGAAUUGAUAAAGAAUUAACAGCAAAUUAAUAACAACAAUAGGAAAAUUUUGUUAAUUCUUAAACAAUAAGAGAAAAUCUUAAACGAUUAGAAGCUUAGAUUAAAAUUAAUCCUUUCGAUUAAAAUCAAAAUUAUAUUUUUAAUAAUAUUAAUUAGAAUUUAUUAUCAUAUGAUUAAAAUAUGAUCAAAUUAGAGUUUUAAUCAAAAUUAGAUUAAUUGGAAUAAUUAAAAUAACAUAUUUCAACAAUAAAAGAAGAAGAGUGUUAAUAAUAAUGCCAAACUACUGAAGAGCAAUCACUAACUUUAAAAUGA